Aspergillus homomorphus CBS 101889 is the source of this 1910-nucleotide messenger RNA. It is a transcript of the gene mdm12, whose product is annotated as ERMES complex subunit MDM12. Bases 468 to 1781 code for a protein of 437 amino acids. Gene Ontology annotation, biological process: phospholipid transport; mitochondrion organization. The record is from RefSeq and is a predicted model, not a curated record. Gene Ontology annotation, cellular component: ERMES complex. The transcript has a single exon. Gene Ontology annotation, molecular function: lipid binding. Lineage: Eukaryota; Fungi; Ascomycota; Eurotiomycetes; Eurotiales; Aspergillaceae.
CCGCUUGGGUAAUGAGCAAAACAGCGCCGCAGGCCCGGUGCUUCGGCCUAGGGAGUUGGUGAACCAUUGUGCUGGGACAGUAAACCUAAAGCGGUGUGCUCGCCGUCUGCGCGGAUUAGGAAGCGCCUCGAUGAAAGAAUUGCGAAUGUAGGCAAGCAACCAAGGCCCAAUAGCCUAUUAUUGACUGUUGCAUAGUCCCAAUAGUGAUUGUCGAGCUUUCUCGAAGGCGAAUCCUUGUGGAAGCAUAGGACUGUCGUUGGCGAUAGAAGGCGGUCACGUUACCCUCUACCCACGUGACUGUUGCACUUGCGCCGAGAAUCCGCCGCGUACAAACCGAUUCCCUUCCGACAAUCGGCUCGACGACUCUCCGACUUGCUAGCCGCACCAUACCCAUCAGCUAGCUUAGUCUGUCCUUGCCUCGUACUCUGCCUUUAUUCUCUUCGUGCAGAGACCGCUUCGCACAUGUGAUGUCCAUUGAAGUCGACUGGGCCACAGCAACCUCGGGUCCGGAUGGCGAGGCUCUGGCCGAGCGCAUCCGCUCGUUCAUCCACGACAAGUUCCAGCAGGUAGCUCUUCCGCGAUUUAUCCGAUCCGUCCAGGUCCAUUCGUUUGAAUUCGGUACAAUCCCGCCGGAGCUCGAGAUCAAAGACUUCUGCGAACCCUUCGCCGAUUUCUAUGAGGAGGAUGAAGAUGACGAGGCAUCCGAUGUGUCCGAGGAGCUUGUCUCCGGACAUGGCACUCAGUGGCAUCGGACUGGCUCAGAGCUCAGCGAGCCGCCUUUCCGAGACGAGAACGCAAUGCAUCAACCGCUGCGCAACCCAUUCGAUGAGAGGUUCCAACCAUCCGCCCUGCGCUCCCCAAUAGCUCUUGGGGACCAUCUCAACCCGCACUUUCUUCCUCGCUCCGGCACUCCUGGUAUUCCCGGUGGAACGUCAACACUAGGCUAUCAUUUGAUGUCUUUAGGUGGCCUGUCAGGGACGCAGACGCCGCUUGCUGCAGUUGCAGGUGGAAACCCGUUCGCCAACAGUUGGAAUGACUCAAGCAUAAAGGGAGCAGGGAGCAGAGGGCCCCUGUCAUCCCCCGCCCUCGAUGCAGCGCAUCAGAAACAUCCGGAAGCCGAGCUAGAUAGCAGCAACCCGACCUCGCGUCCCUCUACGUCAAGCACGCUUCCUUCGCACCCGCCUGGGUCCAACAAUGGUAGUGGUGAUGCGGCAGCAGCAGCAGGUGGUAGCAGUCACAUGGCACGCACAGCAGAGGACAACGGGCAUCCAGACGACUCUGGCUCUACCGAACCUCUUAGGCUGCCUCGCAUGAGAGAACGUCGGCCCGAGGACUUCCAGAUUUUAUGUCACGUCAAGUACGGAGGGGAUGUGCGUUUGUCAUUGACUGCGGAAAUUCUCCUGGACUAUCCAAUGCCCAGCUUCGUCGGGCUGCCACUGAAGCUGAAUGUCACCGGCAUAACCUUCGACGGGGUCGCGGUGAUCGCGCAUAUUCGCAAACGGGUCCACUUCUGUUUCUUAUCCCCCGAGGAUGCAGACGCGUUGAUCGGGUCCGACCAGCAAGACGCAGGAAGCCAGGAAGACAAGCCACGACCCGAGUCCACCAAACGGCACGGAGGUUUGCUCGAGGAGAUCCGGGUGGAGAGUGAGAUCGGCCGCAAAGAGGAUGGAAAGCAGGUUCUGAAGAACGUUGGCAAGGUCGAGCGGUUUGUCUUGGCGCAGGUGCGGCGCAUAUUCGAGGAGGAGUUUGUCUAUCCUAGUUACUGGACAUUCCUGGUCUGAAUGAGCUCACAUGGGACUAUCCAGAAAACAGGUCCUUCAGAGCGGCGUAGUACCGCGUCACCGGGUGCCCGUCUAUGUAAAUUAGCAGUAGCUUGGAAAUAACAAAAGGAGAUAAUGCUCGUGGGAAUG